Messenger RNA from Phycomyces blakesleeanus NRRL 1555(-), 2070 nucleotides. RefSeq lists its product as hypothetical. Gene Ontology annotation, molecular function: protein binding. The transcript has a single exon. NCBI's taxonomy places the organism in Eukaryota, Fungi, Mucoromycota, Mucoromycetes, Mucorales, Phycomycetaceae. The record is from RefSeq and is a predicted model, not a curated record. The coding region runs from base 1 to 2070 and encodes 689 amino acids.
AUGCUCAUGCUAGCCUCGGAAUUACCAUUUGAGAUUCUCACUCUCAUUGCAACUCAUUUGUCUCAAAAAGACAAACUGUGCUGCAUGUCAGUCUGCAGAGCAUGGAACGUACCUUUUCGAGAUGCCCUUUGGGAUACAGUUGACAUUAAUCGGAAAGAGAGGCUCGAGGCAAUUUGCAACCUCUCUACAGUCCAACAGAAUAUCUAUCAAACUCAAGGAAAUCGUGUCCAAGCAUUGAGAUUAAAAAGGCGCAUUGAGACGACUGACCACCAGCUCUGCAUUCUGCAAAGAUUCUUUCAACAAAUAAAGCGACUGAAUAUCGAAUUGAAUGCCCUGACUGUAAAAGAUUUUGGCAGAAUGUCAGAUUGGAGUCUCUGGAGAUCUUUGACAGAUCUAAAGAUGUACAUUCCAAGACUAGACGAUGGCCGAAGAAAAAAGGACUUGGUUGACAUUUUGUCUUGUCUACCUCGCCUAGUACGAUUAGACAUUUCUGAACACUCGCGUUUCUCGGCACAUAGAUAUACAUGGGAUACCCUAGAAUCAAUACAUGCACACUUACCACGACUCAAAUAUCUUCAGCUCUCUCUCCCAUUCGACCCAAUACCCGCAAACGACAUCAAACACAUCAAAUCAAUCACACCCGCAACCAACAUAUCCACCGUCAGACUACUCGGCCACAACGUAAAUCUCGGCUGGCUCUACUAUUUCGCAGUAAAAUAUCCAAAUGUACACACCCUCGAAUCACGUUUACUUCAGAGAGAAGCAAGCUGGACCAGAGAUAUACCCGACAAUGAGACCUUACGUCUCUUGUCAUCCUUUCAACGCCCAUUCCCCCAUCUCAAGGCUGUCACAAUCACCCAGGAAGCAACCCCUGGAUUGCAGCUCGACCUUUUCUUGGAAAUCCUCCAGCGCUUCUUUGGACACCUCAAGUCUAUCAAUUACAAUCUCCACACCACGGGCGGCAGUAGCCUAGACAACGACCAUCCACAAAGUAUAUCCGACAAUCCGAUCCUCCUCUCAUCAUCCGCACUCGAGAAAUUAGUCCUCCAAGUCGGUCCAAUAUCAACCACACCCCAAUUAAGAUCUCCUCUGCGGCUUGGUGUCAAUUCUCGUCUGGUGGAAUUGGAUCUAAACUUCUUUGAUACCUCAAUCCAUCUCGAUUCUGUUCUGAAUGAUUGUGUGUCCCUAAAAAGGAUGAAGCUGAGAUCAGGUGUGAUCACACUGACAGAUCAUUUGGCCGAUCGCCCAUCGUCGUCGUCGUCGUCAUCAUCAUCAGCAUUGUUGUUUGCGCACGGCCUCGAAUCUGUAGAGUUGUGCCGAGCAAAGGUUGAUCCGAAAGUUUUCAACUACCUCUCCUUUCGCUGCAGAUUCCUCAACGAGAUGAUCUUGAAUGAUGUGUCUAUACCUGCGCUUAUUUCAAAAGAAACCGGCAGUUUCUGCCUAGACAUGUCAUACACCCACUUCAAAAACCUAAAGCUCCACGGAGUAGAGUUCUACGCGGUUGACGGAUCCAAUUGGAAUGAAGAACACCCCGACAUUGACCAAAAUAUCUACAUCCUCACCAUUGAUCGCACACACUCUAGUCCAAUAUACCCACACCAGCUUGAUAUCGACCGACAUGAACCUUCAGACAACUAUAGCAGCAACUAUGAUAACAACAAUCAAUACCAGAACCACUUGCCUGUUCAGAAACGACUAUGGUUCCACCAUUGUUGGGGAAAUACAAAGGAUGACCUAAAAAAGGAGGUGUGGGUCCUCGGGUACGCGGAAGCCCAAUUUGCCGAAAAGUACUUUGAAUUAUUUUCGCCUGAAAAAAAAUACAUUCGCCGCACAGCCGAGGAAGCCGCCUUUCACAGCCAGUUGGUGGAAAAACGUUUCUGGAAAGACGAUCUUUUACGAGGGCAUAUUACGUUAAGGUGUGGAUACGUUGGCAAAUAUUCUAUUGACUCUACACCAUUUGACCAUGAUGGCUACAUCACAAAAUCUGGCGUCUAUCUCUUUCUCUCGCUUUGUCUGUACAUUCUUAGUAUAUUUCGUGACAUUAUAUACUAUCAAUAUAUACAACCUUAA